AUGAAAGGAGUCGUAUGUUUCGGUAAAAAGGGAAAGUUGAGUCCCCGAUACAUAGGACCCUAUGAGGUAAUCAAAAGAGUCGGUCCAGUAGCUUACAAAUUGGAUUUGCCAGCAGAGAUGCAGGGAAUACAUAAUGUGUUUCAUGUGUCAACCUUGAAGAAGAGCUUUGGAGAAAGACGGCCAGUGGUAAUCGAGCAUGGCGAGAUUUGGCUUCAACCUAACUUGUCUUAUAAUGAAUGGCCAAUGCAGAUCAUGGACCGCAAGGAACAAGAGUUGUGGAAUCGAAAGAUAUCUCUAAUGAAAGUAUUCUGGAAUAACCCAGAAUUUGAAGAAGCAACUUGGGAACUGGAGGAUACAAUGAGAAGUGAAUACCCUCAUUUGUUUGUAUCUUAG
Juglans microcarpa x Juglans regia is the source of this 393-nucleotide messenger RNA. RefSeq lists its product as uncharacterized. The coding region runs from base 1 to 393 and encodes 130 amino acids. The transcript has a single exon. The record is from RefSeq and is a predicted model, not a curated record. NCBI's taxonomy places the organism in Eukaryota, Viridiplantae, Streptophyta, Magnoliopsida, Fagales, Juglandaceae.